AUGAAGCUUACGUUCAAGGAUUUGAAGCAAGAGAAGUUCGUGAUUGAGGUUGAGCCAUCCGAGACUGUUCGACAAGUCAAGGAGAAGAUUGCUCAAGAAAAAGAGGAAUAUGCUGCGGACCGGAUGAAGGUGAUCUACUCGGGCAAAAUCCUGCAAGAUGACAAGACUGUUGAGUCUUACAACAUCCAAGAGAAGGAUUUCCUAGUCUGCUUGCCCGCCAAGCAACCCAAGGCCUCUUCGUCUGCUGCCUCUUCGGCUCCCUCAACCCCUGCUGCCAGAGCUCCUGCAUCGACCCCCGCCGCCCCCGCCCCGGCGGCUCCUGCGCCGGCCGCUCGCUCGAACCCUGCCGUUCCCGCGACCCCAUCUCCUGCUGGUGCCGGUGCUACACAAUCCGGUGAUGCCGCUGCUUUUGGUGAUCCUUCCGCAUUGGCAAUGGGUGCGGCUGCUGAGGGAGCAAUGACCCAGAUGGAGGCUAUGGGAUUUGAAAGGCCCAUGGUGGAGCGAGCUAUGCGCGCAGCAUUCUUCAACCCAGACCGGGCUAUUGACUAUCUGCUGAACGGAAUCCCCGAGAGCGUCCAGCAGGAGCAGCAACAACGCCAGCAACAGCAGGAGCAGCAGCAACAAGGUGCUUCUCUCGGCCAGACUGCUGCUGCCACUGGUGGAUCUACUGGUGGUGGUGAGCCCUAUAACAUGUUUGAGGCUGCUGCCCAGGCUGGCGAUGGUGGCCGUGGUGCUCGUUCCGCUGGCACUGGCGGUGCUGACGCUGCUAGUCUGGAUUUCCUUCGAAGCAACCCUCACUUCCAGCAACUCCGCCAGCUUGUACAGCAACAACCCACCAUGCUUGAGCCUAUUCUCCAGCAAGUCGCCCAGGGUAAUCCCCAGAUUGCCCAGCUUAUCUCGCAGAACUCGGAAGCCUUCCUGCAGCUUCUGGGUGAGGACAUUGGCGACGAGGACGAGGAAUCGCUGCCGCCUGGUGCACAGGUUCUUUCGGUCACAGAGGAGGAGCGGGAUGCCAUUGAGCGUCUGUGCCGUUUGGGCUUCCCCCGGGAUUCUGUCAUCCAGGCAUACUUCGCGUGCGACAAGAACGAAGAGCUCGCAGCCAAUUUCCUUUUCGACCAGCCGGAUGACGACGAAGAGUAA
This is a messenger RNA of Penicillium macrosclerotiorum, 1140 nucleotides long. RefSeq names its product putative UV excision repair protein (RadW). The record is from RefSeq and is a predicted model, not a curated record. Gene Ontology annotation, cellular component: nucleoplasm; cytosol. The transcript is spliced from 7 exons. Gene Ontology annotation, biological process: proteasome-mediated ubiquitin-dependent protein catabolic process; nucleotide-excision repair. Gene Ontology annotation, molecular function: damaged DNA binding; ubiquitin binding; proteasome binding. NCBI's taxonomy places the organism in Eukaryota, Fungi, Ascomycota, Eurotiomycetes, Eurotiales, Aspergillaceae. The coding region runs from base 1 to 1140 and encodes 379 amino acids.